GCUCACAGACACACACACAGUUAAUAUAUAGCAGUGCGCGUCAAUACCGGAACCUUUCUUCCCCAUUCAUUUUAUUCACACUCUCUCAUUUUCAUAAAAUUUCCGCUAAUUUGCGCAGGGCAUCAUCUGACCAGCGCAUUUUAGCCCAAACAAACCGUUUUUUCCCCUAAUUUCUUACCCCCAAAUUAUUGUUAUUAAUUAUUAUUUCCCAAAAAAAUUAUUUUUAAUCAAUAUCCAAAGAUAAAUUAUAAUAAUAAUAAUAAUUAUAUUUUCCGAUCAUUGUUGUAAUUGAAAUCAAUGGCCGCUCCACGAGCUGCUCCACCGGCUAGAGCUCGUGCAGAUUAUGAUUAUCUUAUUAAGCUCCUUUUGAUUGGCGAUAGCGGUGUGGGGAAGAGUUGCCUUCUUUUGCGUUUUUCUGAUGGUUCUUUCACUACAAGUUUUAUCACUACCAUUGGUAUCGAUUUUAAGAUAAGAACCAUUGAACUUGAUGGAAAAAGGAUCAAACUCCAAAUUUGGGACACUGCUGGUCAAGAGCGAUUUCGGACAAUCACAACUGCUUACUAUAGGGGAGCUAUGGGAAUUUUGUUGGUGUACGAUGUUACUGAUGAAUCAUCAUUCAACAACAUCAGAAACUGGAUUCGCAACAUCGAACAACACGCCUCUGACAAUGUCAACAAGAUCCUUGUUGGAAACAAAGCUGAUAUGGAUGAGAGCAAGAGGGCUGUGCCUACCGCGAAGGGCCAAGCACUAGCUGAUGAGUAUGGCAUUAAGUUUUUUGAAACUAGUGCAAAAACAAACCUAAAUGUGGAGGAAGUUUUCUUUUCAAUAGCUACAGAUAUCAAGCAAAGGCUUGCAGACACCGACUCCAAGGCUGAGCCAUCCACGAUCAAGAUUAAUCAACCAGAUGGUGGAGGGGCGAAUGGUCAAGGUGCACAGAAAUCAGCUUGUUGCGGUUAAACAAACACGGAAUGCUUCAGAGGUGCUGCUCUGCAUGUGGUUGGCUCGUGAUAUAGAAACACAGCCUUGGUGGAAAAAAAUACCAAGUGAAACAUAGACGGUAUGAUGAUGGCGCUGCCCGACUUAUCAGCGCUAUUUUAUUCAAACUUUGUGUUAUGUGAAACAUCAUCGAGUUUUUUUCUUUCUUUGUUUCACAUCUAUUUUAAUUCGGGAUAAGAGGACAUUUUCCAUUUGGUAUUUGUAUUUCUUUUUGUCUAAUAGCAAUUUGAAGUGCACUUGUUAGGAAAUUUUAAGAUGGUAAUUGGUUCAA
Molecule: messenger RNA, 1267 nt
Organism: Erigeron canadensis
Lineage: Eukaryota; Viridiplantae; Streptophyta; Magnoliopsida; Asterales; Asteraceae
Product: ras-related protein RABE1c-like
Exons: 8
Coding region: 298-957 (219 amino acids)
Biological process (GO): regulation of exocytosis; protein secretion
Cellular component (GO): plasma membrane
Molecular function (GO): GTP binding; GTPase activity
Source: RefSeq, a predicted model, not a curated record